CUCAAAGUACCCUGCCUUUCAGUACAGCAGCCAAGAAAGACAUUCCUCGCCCCGACAUGAACUCCAGGGUUGUUGUUGCCAUUCUGGCUCUUUUCGUGCUCUCCAGCUCUCUGACGGAAGGUGUCUCACUGGCCCGGAUCGGGAGCGAGCUGCGCUGCCAAUGCAUAAGCACCCAUUCCACGUUCAUCCCGACCAGACACAUUCAGGAUGUCAAACUGACCCAAAGCGGGCCCCACUGCAAGAACGUCGAAAUCAUUGCUACUCUUAAGAACGGGAAAGAAGUAUGCUUGGACCCCACAGCCAGAUGGGUGAAAGUGAUCAUCAAAGCCAUCCUUGAUAAGGCUCAAGCCAGUGCUGAAUCCCAGCUAUAAGGAAAAAAACUUUCAGAAUCUCUCCUGUCUUGCUUCCCUGAAAGAAGCUGAGCCAUUUCUACCAAGCCUACUUUAUAUAAGAGCCUUUUAUAAAUGGGGAUAUUUUGGUCUUAUUUAUGUAUUUGUUUUACAACUUUACUGAUAGAAAACCCUUUAUAAGGAUGUAUUUAAAAUAAGUGUAAAAGGAAGGCCUUGUGCAGGAAGAUGAAGUGGUCAAAUCAAGGUGAUUUGGAAAGUGGAAUGUAUUGCUAAGUGCAGUUGCAAUAGUGGUGAAACUGUGUGUACACCAAGCCACUAUUAUAGUACAUAUUGGCAACAGAUCCUGGUCCCUUGGGGCACAGGCAAAGCCAACACAGUUGCAUCAAAAGAGCCAACUACCUACUGUUGGUCACUUUAGUGGUCACAGCACCGGGAGACGCGGGUUCAAAUCCCCACUCAGCCAUGAAACUCAACCUAUGGCCUUGGGCUGGUCCGUAUCUGUCAGCCAUAUCUACCUCACAGGGUUGAGGGGGGAAAAACCACAUGUGAUGCUCCAAGCACCAGAGGAAGGGUGGGAUGAAAUGAAAUGUUAUUUAGUUAAUAUCUGUCAUAUCUGAAGUGCCUUUCAGAUAUAUUGGGUUUUUUCAGUUUCUAACCUAUUUAUUCACACGGUCAUAUCUGAAGUAAUUAUUUGUUGUCCUUGAAAUCUUCUGUGUCAGAUUAUUAUUAUUGUUAUUAUUAUUAUUAUUAGAAAAUCGUCAUAUUUAAGUUGGGGGAUCUUAUUUAUUCAAAUGGCUUGUCAAAGCACAGCCUGAAGUUUUCCUCACCUGAGAAUUCCUCACGCAGAGAUGCCAUUCUGAAGCCUCGCAUUUGCACAUGAGAUGUCUUUAUUUAUGUAUUUAUUGACCAAGAAAUGUUGAGCACUGUCAAAGCAUGUUUGCCUGUGUGCAACGGAAUAAAUUAUUUUCAUGUUGAAAUACGGAGUUCCUGUGUCUUGUUGCUGCAGUAAGUGGACAUUUGGCUUCAUCUUUGCUUCCUUAGAGAGAUUUCACACAUAAGCAGGACAGAAAGCUUUGUUACUGGGGU
Zootoca vivipara (common lizard) is the source of this 1436-nucleotide messenger RNA. Its product is annotated as interleukin-8-like. Gene Ontology annotation, biological process: defense response; immune response; chemotaxis. The record is from RefSeq and is a predicted model, not a curated record. Gene Ontology annotation, cellular component: extracellular region. Gene Ontology annotation, molecular function: chemokine activity. Lineage: Eukaryota; Metazoa; Chordata; Lepidosauria; Squamata; Lacertidae.